Microtus ochrogaster (prairie vole) is the source of this 1471-nucleotide messenger RNA. RefSeq names its product adenosine deaminase tRNA specific 2 (gene Adat2). Gene Ontology annotation, biological process: tRNA wobble adenosine to inosine editing. Gene Ontology annotation, molecular function: tRNA-specific adenosine-34 deaminase activity; zinc ion binding. The record is from RefSeq and is a predicted model, not a curated record. Gene Ontology annotation, cellular component: nucleus; cytoplasm. Lineage: Eukaryota; Metazoa; Chordata; Mammalia; Rodentia; Cricetidae.
CCGGGUCUCUGACUGACGGCGCCAUGGAGGAGAAGGUGGACUCCUCCACUGCUCCAGACGGCUCGUGCGUGGUGUCGGCACAGGAGACCGAAAAGUGGAUGGAGGAGGCGAUGCGGAUGGCCAAAGAAGCACUUGAAAAUACUGAAGUUCCUGUUGGCUGCCUUAUGGUCUAUAACAAUGAAAUUGUGGGGAAGGGAAGAAAUGAAGUGAAUCAAACAAAAAAUGCUACACGGCAUGCUGAAAUGGUGGCCAUUGAUCAGGUCCUGGAUUGGUGCCAUCAACACAGUCAUCGUCCUGCUGACGUGUUUGAACACACCGUGCUGUACGUCACCGUGGAGCCAUGUAUCAUGUGUGCAGCUGCUCUCCGCCUCAUGAAAAUCCCGCUGGUCGUCUAUGGCUGUCAGAAUGAACGGUUUGGUGGUUGUGGUUCCGUCCUAAACAUCGCCUCUGCUGACCUACCCAAUACUGGGAGACCAUUUCAGUGCAUCCCUGGAUACCGUGCUGAGGAGGCUGUGGAGCUCCUAAAGACCUUCUACAAACAAGAAAACCCAAAUGCACCAAAAUCAAAAGUUCGGAAAAAGGAUUGUCAGAAAUCCUGACAUUCUGAUGAAAGCCACGUGCCGUCAGGAGACCUGCAAAGAAUUCUCAACCGAGAGCUGUUGGCAUCGCUGGCCGUGUUUAUAUGCUGUUGUUUCUGUGUGGGAAAACGGUGUCUCUCGUCAUGUCAUUUGCUCUGUUAAGGGAACAAAUGAGCCCUUCUUAAAGUCUGACAAAUGUAAACAGCUAUUAGCUCUUCCCAAGCUGAAAGAGUGUUUCCAGAAGGGGAAGAGGAAUCCAGGCUUGAGGUCAGAGAUCAGCCACAGCUUCAACUCCAUCUUAAUGAAGCUCUUCGUGGGUUGGGGCGAUGGCUGAGUGACAAAGUACUUGCCGUGCAAGCAAGAGGCCUCAGUCCCCAGCACCCAUAAAUUCCUGGGUGGGCUUGGCGGCCUGCCUGUAACCCCAGUGCUUAGAAGGCAGAGUUGGCCUUCCAAGAUCCCAAAGCAAGCUACUAGUUAGGUGAGCCCUUAUCGGUGAGCUCCGUGUUCAAAUGAGAGAUCCCACCUCAGUGAGUGAAGAGUGAUCUAGGAGGACCCCACAAUGCACCCCCAAGCACAAGUACAUACACACUGACACCACACAUGCACACACAAGAAAGCAAACAAACAAAAGACAAGUCUUCAGAAGAUUGAGCAAGACUCACAGAGGAAGAAGAAGGAAAGAAAGCCUUCAGCUUUUUACUGAGUGUUGUAUUCAGACCCACUUCUGCCCACAACUCCCAUAGGACCUGGGACCUCGGCUCGUGCUAGUUUGCAAUAUGACUUUAUAUAUGCAUAUGAGCGUGCAUGUUGGGGGUUCCUGUGUGGAAGCAGAGGACAAUCUCAGGUGCUUUUCCUUUCCUCAGAUGUAGCCGCCCUCCUCCUCUUCCUGCUGU